Messenger RNA from Mytilus trossulus (common blue mussel), 999 nucleotides. Its product is annotated as LIM/homeobox protein Awh-like. Gene Ontology annotation, cellular component: nucleus. NCBI's taxonomy places the organism in Eukaryota, Metazoa, Mollusca, Bivalvia, Mytilida, Mytilidae. Gene Ontology annotation, molecular function: RNA polymerase II transcription regulatory region sequence-specific DNA binding; DNA-binding transcription factor activity, RNA polymerase II-specific. The record is from RefSeq and is a predicted model, not a curated record. The transcript has 5 exons. The coding region runs from base 90 to 905 and encodes 271 amino acids. Gene Ontology annotation, biological process: neuron differentiation; regulation of transcription by RNA polymerase II.
AUUUUAACUUCCUAUAAAACCCCAUAUUCCACCAGCAAAAGUAUCACAUUUCCAUCCAACAGUCCUCCAAGUAUAUACAUACAUCUACCAUGGGUACUUUAACCGACAUUGCACACAACAGCUUUGAGUUUGAAGAUUCCGGUAAUUUUACAUUCCAGUGCAGUACAAGUUAUGAAGAUGAAAACUGUUCAUCUCCGGACUCGGUUUUUGAAUACACAUUCCCAACGGCUACUGUACAUGUUUGCUACGGCUGUAAUGGAGUUGUAGAAGACCAAUACGUCCUCCGUCUAAAUGACCAGUCCUGGCAUCCGACCUGUCUCCGGUGCUCACAUUGUCAUACCAUACUGGACAACCACAACACCUGUUACGUCAGAGGGGGAAACAUCUACUGCAGAAAAGAGGAAUUUGGUCCACAGUGUUCCAAAUGCAAUGUUACGAUCACCAGUGACGAUUGGGUCAGGAAAGCACAUGACAACUGUUACCACUUAAACUGCUUUAGCUGCAGUGUCUGCAACAGACAACUCUCAACAGGGGAACAGUUUGCUCUUCAUGACAACAGACUGCACUGCAAGAUCCACUAUCUGCAAGUUUUACAAGGCAACAAACUUGGUGACGAGCGUCUAGGCAAACGUAAAGCCAAGAGACAGCGUACAGCUUUUACAGAAGAGCAGAUUCAUGUUUUCCAGUCCUACUUCAAUGUAGAACAGAACCCGGAUCCUCAAGACUUGGAUACCAUUGCCGACCAAGCUGGAGUCACUAGACGUGUUGCACAAGUUUGGUUCCAAAACGCACGAUCACGAUCCAAGAGAAAUAUGCAGAUGAACACGGUCUCGCCAGUUCCCAAAGAAUGCAGUUCCUCAGAACACAGCUUUGAUAGUUUAGAUGACCUGACUUACAGCGACUAAAACAAAGAUCUACGUACUAAUAUAACGUGCUAAAAAGUGAACACACAUUUUAUUUGUAAAUAUAACUGUUAUUUAUUUGUAUUUAUAUUGUUAA